ACCGAGUAGAUCAAGAUGUGGAUGGAAAUACUGAUAAAGAGGAUUUCGAUAUGGAGUUUAAUGGACAAAAAGCCGUACCUGCUGCGACAAUGUACAAGUCUGGGACAAAUGUUCCCAUCAAACAUAGAGGGCAGAAAGAUGAUAUGUUUUACGGUGGAGGUAGUGCCCCUGCUGAAGAUUAUCAUCACUCCAGCUCUGGAGGAGGUUCUGCUUAUCCCCACAGUGGUCAAGGUGGAGGAGGAGGAUAUCAACAUAGCGGAGGAGGUGGAGGAUACCAGCACAGUGGUGGAGGUGGCGGUUACUUUGGAGGACACGCUCCUGAUGGUCACGGAUAUAUUGAGGCGCCUCCAGUGCAUGAACACGAGCACGUUUACGUCCAUCAUACAUAUCCAUCAAAGUCACAUGGUCAACAUUCUGGUGGUGGGAAGGAGAAGGAGUUGGCAGAUCUUUUUGAGAUCGCACUGACUGCUCUGGCCUACUUGUCAUUUGGGAUGUUUAUUGUUCAUGUAGUGAUGUGCAUCAGCGCCAUAAACAACGUUGCAACAACGACCAUGGCAAGCAUGAUGCCGAUGAGUAUGAGCCCCACAGCAGCGGCUGCAGGUAUGACGGGUAGUACAGGGAUGGGUGGUGGGAUGACAGGCACAGGUAAUGGAGGUGGUACCACUAGCACAGGGAACGGGGGCACCACAGGCACUGACGACGGAGGUGGCACUGGUGGGGGAGCUACUGGAGGUGGAGCAACUGGAGCAGGAGAUACAGGGGCAGGAGCGGACACUGAUGGUGGAGGUGAUACAGAGGGUGGGAGUGACACAAACGGUACGGGUGACACUGCGGCGGAAGGUGAUACGGGAGCGGGGGGAGAUACUGACAAUGGAGAUGCUACAGGAGGAGACGAAAAUAACAAUGGAGGAGAUGCAGACACAGGUGGAGGUGCGGAUAUGAAUGGAGGUGACGCAGACGCUGGUAUGACUAGUAAUGGUGGAGACACAGGGAAUGGAAAUGGAGAUGCAGGUGACGCUACAAGUGACACUGGUGACACAGGUGAUAAUGGUGGCACAAAUGGAAACGGUGACAAUACCACAGGAGGUGCAGCCCCAGAUGAUCCGGGGACCGGUGAUGGAACAACAGGUGGCACGGCUGGCGGAACUGCUGUAGAUGACCCAAUUGCCGAUGACGCAGGUGGCGCUGAUGACGAAGUAACUGAUAUGUUUCAAUUCCGAUUGAAGAGGGACAUUCCGACGUUAGUCAAUGCUAACAACUAUUAUAUAAACGAACUAGCUAGAAGAGUCUUGAUAGCUAUAGAAACCGCAAUGAUAGCGAACGAUGACCAAGGUGCUUGCUUGAAGAAGAACCUAUGUGAGACCAACAAGUGGUCCAGAAGCUUGGAGGGAAGGCAAAAGAUUAUUAUGCCAGUAUUCAGCCUAGGUUUGAGUUGGAUCUCAGGUCGCCUAAUCAAGACUGUAUCAUCGGCAACAUCUAGACUGGAUGCAUUGAAAGCUGCGGUGUUGGGUCUUGGCAAAGCCAACUGUGAAAUAAUUUAUCAAGAAUGCGAUCUGCGGCGAGAGGUAUUCAAAAGAAGGCUGCGGAGACGCAGAAGACAGACAAAAUAAGAAAAUGAUAUUUGUAUUUAUUAGUAUAGAUUAAAUUAUGUGUUACAGAUUAUGUAUCUGCAGUUUUUUCC
Molecule: messenger RNA, 1681 nt
Organism: Acanthoscelides obtectus
Lineage: Eukaryota; Metazoa; Arthropoda; Insecta; Coleoptera; Chrysomelidae
Source: the annotation of a GenBank genome assembly